This is a messenger RNA of Cynara cardunculus var. scolymus (artichoke), 5245 nucleotides long. Its product is annotated as mediator of RNA polymerase II transcription subunit 23. The record is from RefSeq and is a predicted model, not a curated record. Gene Ontology annotation, biological process: positive regulation of gene expression; regulation of transcription by RNA polymerase II. The transcript has 21 exons. Gene Ontology annotation, cellular component: transcription regulator complex; mediator complex. NCBI's taxonomy places the organism in Eukaryota, Viridiplantae, Streptophyta, Magnoliopsida, Asterales, Asteraceae. Bases 116 to 4990 code for a protein of 1624 amino acids.
GCAGCAAACAAGUCAGUGCGACUAAGAGUCUAAAACCCCUCUUUCACUGCGAAUUCGAUGCAAUUGAAUUUGGGGACGACGUCAUAGGCAUACAGUUACUCCAAUUGAUUUGUUAAUGUUCAGAGCUCCGACAGCUAGUGGUGGUGGUGGGGUACCUUUAACAACCAUCACCACUCAAUCACCAAAUCCGGCAGACAUGGGGGAUCAGAGCCACCACCGAGCUGCUGCCGCCAGGGCUUUUCAGUUCCAUCCGGCCCGACCAGCUAUAAUCGACCUGUUUAAUCUAUACCUCGGUCGAAGUGCCCGCGAAAAGUCAGACGAUUUAGUCCGAGAACCUCCGAACAAGACGCAGAAGCGAGUUACUGCUCUUAACAGAGACCUUCCUCCGCGCAAUGAACAAUUUCUUGUAGAUUUUGAGCAGCUUCUUAAUCAAUUUCCUGACCGGGAACAAUUACGAACUGUGUCAGAAUCUGUGCUUAUCUCACUGGUUAUCCAGUGUAGUGGUCAUGCACCAAGGGCAGAAUUUAUUCUUUUUGCUUUGCGUAAUUUGUACAACAUCGGUUACAUACACUGGGACACCUUUCUACCAUCUCUUCUGUCUUCGGUUUCAUCUGCAGAGAUGUCAGUUGGUAUCUCCUCUACUGCUUCACCACAGCCUGCUGUCUCUUCUACAUCUUUAUCACAAACUGGAAUGUUACCAUCAUCUACCACAAUUCCCAGUUCUUCCAAUUUUCAGGCUUUAAGUCCAGCAUCUCCUUUGAUUUCAGUUCAUGGAAUUGGAUCCCCAUCUCAAUCAGCAAAUGAACCAUCAUCUACAGCUUUAUCACCUGUAAAAUCAUCAGAUAUAAACACGGGCCAGCAUUCUGCGGCAAGAAGUAACACGUCAACAAGAGAUAACGCUAUAAGCAGUUUGCGCCAGUUGUGUUGCAAGAUUAUCUUUUCUGCCUUAGAAGUCAAUUUAAAACCAUGUACUCAUGCUGAUAUUUUCAACCACAUGAUGAAUUGGCUGGUUAACUGGGACCAGCAGCAACAGUGGAGCGAUGAGGUUGAUGGAAUAAAAUCAUGGAAACGGGAUAAGGCCUUAUUUGAAUGGCUACACAGUUGUUUAGAUGUGAUUUGGCUUUUGGUUGAUGAUAACAAAUGCCGUGUUCCCUUUUAUGAAUUAGUACGAAGUGGACUGCAGUUUUUACAAAAUAUAUCAGAUGAUGAGGCACUAUUCACACUUAUUUUGGAGAUUCACAGGAGAAGAGAUAUGAUGGCUAUGCACAUGCAAAUGUUAGAUCAACAUAUUCACUGCCCGACAUUUGGGAAUCAGCGGCUUCUAUCUCAGUCUACAACCAAUAUAUCAGGUGAAGCAGCCAUAAAUAUGAGAUAUUCACCUAUUACAUAUCCAAGUGUGCUUGGAGAACCGCUGCAUGGAGAGGAUGUUGCUUUAUGUAUUCAGAGAGGAAGUCUGGAUUGGGAGAGAGCUCUUCGCUGUAUCAGGCAUGCACUUCGUAGUACUCCAGCGCCUGACUGGUGGAGGCGUGUGCUUCUUGUGGCACCUUGUAACCGACAACACCCACAAGGACCUACUCCUGGUGCUGUCUUUACUUCAGACAUGAUCCGUGAGGCAAACAUUGAUAGGAUUGUUGAACUCUUGAGGUUGACAAAUUCAGAGAUAAAUUGCUGGCAGGAGUGGCUUAUCUAUUCAGAUGUAUUUUUUUUCCUUGUGAAAAGUGGUUGCAUAGAUUUUGUUGAUUUUGUGGACAAGUUAGUUUUACGCCUAGCCGAGGAUGAUCACCAGAUUCUUAGGACGAAUCAUGUCACAUGGUUGCUUGCACAGAUUAUUCGGGUUGAACUCGUAAUGCAUGCUUUAAAUGCAGACUCUAGAAAGGUGGAAACAACCAGGAAAAUUUUGUCGUUUCAUAAAGAAGAUCGAAGCUCUGAUCCUAAUAAUCCCCAAAGUAUCCUGCUUGAUUUCAUAAGCAGUUGUCAGAAUCUUCGCAUAUGGUCAUUGAACUCUUCGACCCGAGAAUAUUUGAAUAGUGAGCAGCUUCAGAAAGGAAAGCAAAUAGAUGAAUGGUGGAGGCAAGCAACUAAAGGGGAUCAUAUGAUGGACUACAUGAAUCUGGAUGAUAGGUCGAUUGGGAUGUUUUGGGUUGUGUCCUACACAAUGGCCCAGCCUGCUUCUGACACAGUAAUGGGUUGGUUAACAUCUGCGGGACAUGCAGAAGUACCAGGACCAAAUCUACAGUCGAAUGAGAGAAUGUCAAUGAUGCGAGAAGUUCACCCUGUGCCAAUAUCAUUGUUGUCAGGAUUUUCAAUUAACUUGUGUCUGAAGCUGGCUUUUCAAAUGGAAGAGGCUAUGUUCUCUGGUGAGCAUGUGCCUAACAUUGCGAUGGUCGAAACAUAUACUAGAUUGCUGCUCAUUCAACCUCAUUCGUUGUUCCGUUCGCAUUUAAGUCAUCUCCAUCAGAGGAACCCAUCUAUCUUAAAUAAGCCAUCUGCUACUCUUUUAGUGCUUGAAAUUCUCAACUAUCGUUUAUUUUCCCUAUACAGGUACCAAGGGAAAAGCAAGACAUUAAUGUAUGAUGUCACCAAAAUUCUCUCUACUCUAAAAGGCAAGCGCGGAGAUCAUCGUGUGUUUCGGUUGGCAGAAAACCUGUGCAUGAAUCUCAUUUUAUCAUUGAGAGAGUUCUUUUUUGUGAGGAAGGAAGGAAAGGGUCCCACUGAAUUCACAGAAACAUUGAAUCGCAUAACUGUAGUGAAUCUUGCUAUUAUCAUCAAGACUCGUGGAAUUGCUGAUGCUGAACACCUUCUCUAUCUUCAAACAAUGUUGGAACAAAUCUUGGCCACUAGCCAGCACACUUGGUCAGGAAAGACCCUCCGUUACUUUCCACCUGUUCUAUGUGAUGCCUUGAUUGGGAGGAUAGACAAGAGGGGCCUAGCAAUCCAAGCAUGGCAGCAGGCAGAAGAAACUGUUAUUAUUCAGUGUACACAGCUCCUCACACCAUCAGCUAAUCCUACUUACGUCAUGACCUAUAUUAAUACCAGUUUUCCUCAACACCGACAAUAUCUAUGUGCUGGAGCAUGGGUACUGAUGCAUGGACACCCUGAGAACAUUAAUAGCGCAAACCUGGGACGUGUUCUGAGAGAAUUUUCUCCUGAAGAAGUGACUGCAAAUAUAUAUGCUAUGGUCGAUGUCCUUCUUCAUAAUAUGCAGUUGGAGCUACAGCAUGGACAUCCCUUGCAGGAUCUUAUAUUGAAGGCUUGUGCAAAUCUAGCAUACUUCAUUUGGAACCAUGAGUUGCUUCCGUUGGACAUUUUGAUUUUGGCACUAAUUGACCGUGAUGAUGAUCCACACGCUUUGCGAAUUGUGGUUAAUUUGCUUGAACGACAAGAGCUUCAACAGAGAAUAAAGUUUUAUGUUGGUAACCAUGGCAAGCCUGAGCAUUGGCUUCAAACUGGAAUUUUCAAGCGUAUUGAGUUGCAAAAGGCUCUCGGCAAUCAUUUGUCAUGGAAGGAAAGGUAUCCAACAUUUUUCGAUGAUAUUGCAGCACGUUUACUGCCUGUUAUCCCUUUGGUCAUCUAUAGGCUUAUUGAAAACGAUGCUGCAGAAGCAGCUGAUAGAGUUCUUCAAUUUUAUUCAACAUUCCUUCAUUACUAUCCUUUAAAUGUUACAUUUGUUCGUGAUAUACUUGCGUAUUUCUACGGACAUCUUCCAGCAAAGCUCAUCUUCCGAAUACUGAAUGUGCUCGAUAUAAAAAAGAUGCCAUUUUCUGAGUCAUUUCCACAGCAUGUUAAUUCGUCAAAUGCCAUGUGCCCACCAUUGGAGUACUUUGCAUCUCUUUUAUCUAACCUCGUGAACAAUGUCAUCCCUCAAUGCAACUCGAAAGUGGAUGCUUCAAGCAACGGUCUGCGUACCAUCAUUAAUAGAAACCAGACACCUGGUCAGCCUGGGUCCACAAACGCCUUUGAAGGUCAAAAAGCAUUCUAUCAGAUACAAGAUCCUGGCACAUAUACUCAACUUAUUCUUGAAACCGCAAUUAUAGAAAUCCUCUCUCUCCCCGUAUCAGCAGCACAGAUCAUAACAGCACUUGUACAGAUUAUUGUUCACAUACAACCAACUCUUGCACAAUCUAACCAUGGUUUCCAUGGAUCUUCGACCAGUUCAGGCCAAGGUUCUACUUUGCCAACUUCCCCAUCAGGGGGAAGCACUGAUUCAUUAGGGAGAAACAGACAGACUUCUGUUUUGGGAUUAAACUCUUCUAACUUUGUUUCACGGAGCGGUUAUGCAAGCCAGCAACUGUCUUGCUUGAUGAUCCAAGCUUGUGGCCUCAUGUUGGCUCAGCUUCCUAUCGAAUUCCAUAAACAGCUUUAUGCAGAGGCGGCACGUGUGAUCAAAGAGAGUUGGUGGCUUACAGAUGGUAAGAGAUCUACUAGCGAGCUAGAUUCUGCUGUUGGUUAUGCUUUGUUGGAUCCAACAUGGGCUGCUCAAGAUAAUACCUCCACCGUCAUUGGAAAUGUGGUGGCUCUGCUUCAUUCAUUCUUCAGUAAUCUUCCACAGGAAUGGUUAGAUAAAACACAUCUCCUGGUAAACCAUCUACGUCCCAUAAAAUCAGUCGCAGUGCUGAGAAUAGCCUUUCGUAUCAUUGGUCCAUUGCUGCCAAGAUUAGCAAAUGCUCACAAUUUGUUCACCAAGACCCUAGAACUGCUUUUAAACAUGAUGGUGGACGUCUUUGGGAGGAACUCUCAGCCUUCAACUCCCGUCGAAGCAUCAGAAAUAACCGACCUUAUUGACUUCCUUCAUCAUAUCAUACAUUAUGAAGGUCAGGGAGGCCCUGUACAGCCAAAUUCGAAAGCAAGACCAGAUGUAUUGGCUUUAUGCGGAAGAGCCAUUGAAGAUUUGCGCACCGAUGUGCAGCAUCUUCUUUCUCACCUGAAAACUGAUGCAAAUGGUUCUAUUUAUGCUGCUACUCAUCCGAAGCUCUUUCAGAGUCCAUCUUGAUGAUUAUACCUUUGAGGUUAUUAGGGUUCUUGUUUCUAGGAUAGAUCUUAACAUUUCCAGUAUAAUGUACAGUUUUCGUUAUAAUUUGGCCAGAUUUCCUCCGUCAAAGUUCGAUCGAGUAGAAACAGAAAGAUCCUCAACUAUAAACCCAUAUUUUUAAUGUUUAGAGAAGUUCACACUGUUUUGUUGUUGUAAAAGUUUAAUAAACAAGCAAUGAAUAACAAAUGUAGAAUGAUAUUUUUGUAACAUUUUCUG